AUGGACAUCGACAUCUCCGACAUCCUCGCCUCCGUCUCCCCCCCCUCCGUCUCCCCCUCCCUCCUCGACCUCCAAUCCCUCACCCGCGCCUUCAUCGCCGAGCGCGUUGCUCCCUCUCUCCUCCCCUAUCCCUCCGCCCUCAUGACCCGCGUCCUCGCCCGCAUCGCCGCGCAAAUCGAGCUCGUCGAGCACGAAACCGGCAAGGUCGACCCGCGCGCCAACUUCCGCCUCGUGGUGCUGCAGACCGAGGUGGAGCGCUGGAAGUACCUGGUGCGGGCGCUGCUGCGCGCGCGGAUCGCGAAGCUGGCGGACUAUCCACUGUUUUACCUCGAGGAUGCGGAGGUGAGUGGAAGGUUGUCGGCGGCGGAGCGGCAGUACUUGGGGGCAAGGCAAGGGUUGUUAGGGGAGCAUUAUGCGGUGGCGUUUUUGGGGCAGUUUCCGGCGGGGUUGCGGCGGUUGGACGAUGCGAGUGGGGGGGUGAGGAUGGUGGAUCGACCGGAUGAGGAGGCGGCGGUGUUUGUGCGGUGUUUGCGGGAUAUAGGGCCGGUGAGGGUGGAGGGGACGGAUACGGAGGCGGAUAUGCGGAGGGGGGAUGUGUGGGUGAUGCGGUGGAGUGUGGUGAGGGAGUGGUGGGAGAAUGGAGAUGUGGAGCUGAUUUGA
Molecule: messenger RNA, 660 nt
Organism: Eremomyces bilateralis CBS 781.70
Lineage: Eukaryota; Fungi; Ascomycota; Dothideomycetes; Eremomycetales; Eremomycetaceae
Product: GINS complex, Sld5 component
Exons: 1
Coding region: 1-660 (219 amino acids)
Biological process (GO): DNA-templated DNA replication; double-strand break repair via break-induced replication
Cellular component (GO): GINS complex
Source: RefSeq, a predicted model, not a curated record